Messenger RNA from Elephantulus edwardii (Cape elephant shrew), 2304 nucleotides. RefSeq names its product DNA topoisomerase 1-like. The transcript is spliced from 2 exons. Gene Ontology annotation, molecular function: DNA topoisomerase type I (single strand cut, ATP-independent) activity; DNA binding. Lineage: Eukaryota; Metazoa; Chordata; Mammalia; Macroscelidea; Macroscelididae. Gene Ontology annotation, biological process: DNA replication; DNA topological change; chromosome segregation. The coding region runs from base 1 to 2304 and encodes 767 amino acids. The record is from RefSeq and is a predicted model, not a curated record. Gene Ontology annotation, cellular component: nucleolus; chromosome.
AUGAGCGGGGACCAUCUCCACAACGACUCCCAGAUCGAGGUGGAUUUCCGAUUGAACGAUUCUCACAAACACAAAGAUAAACAUCAAGACCGAGAACACCGGCACAGAGAACACAAGGAGGACAAGGAGAAAGACCGAGAGAAGUCCAAGCACAGCAACAGUGAACAUAAAGAUUCUGAAAAGAAACACAAAGAUAAGGAGAAAACCAAACACAAGGAUGGAAGCUCAGAAAGGCACAAAGACAAACAUAAAGACAAGGAAAAACGAAAGGAGGAAAAGAUUAAAGCUUCUGGGGAUGCAAAAAUAAAGAAGGAGAAGGAAAAUGGGUUCUCCAGUCCACCACGAAUUAAAGAUGAGCCUGACGAUGAUGGGUUUUUUGCGCCUCCUAAAGAAGAUAUAAAGCCAUUGAAGAGACCUCGAGAGGAGGACGAUGCUGAGUAUAAACCUAAGAAAAUUAAAACAGAAGAUAACAAGAAGGAGAAGAAACAAAAGCUAGAGGAAGAAGAGGAUGGUAAAUUGAAAAAACCCAAGGAUAAAGAUAAAGUUCCGGAAUCAGAUAAGAAAGGGGAAUCAGAUAAGAAAGGGAAGCCGAAGAAAGAAGAGGAGCAAAAGUGGAAAUGGUGGGAAGAAGAGCGCUAUCCUGAAGGCAUUAAGUGGAAAUUCCUGGAACAUAAAGGUCCCGUAUUUGCUCCACCAUAUGAGCCUCUUCCAGAAAAUGUCAAAUUUUACUAUGAUGGUAAAGUUGUGAAGCUGAGCCCCAAAGCAGAAGAAGUAGCAACAUUCUUUGCAAAAAUGCUAGACCAUGAAUAUACAACUAAGGAAGUAUUUAGGAAAAACUUCUUUAAAGACUGGAGAAAGGAAAUGACCAAUGAAGAAAAGAAUACUAUCACCAACCUAAGCAAAUGUGAUUUCACUCAGAUGAGCCAGUAUUUCAAAGCCCAGUCAGAAGCAAGAAAACAGAUGAGCAAAGAAGAGAAAUUGAAAAUCAAAGAAGAGAAUGAAAAAUUACUGAAAGAAUAUGGCUUCUGUAUUAUGGAUAAUCAUAAAGAGAGAAUUGCCAACUUCAAAAUAGAGCCGCCUGGGCUUUUCCGUGGCCGUGGCAAUCACCCCAAGAUGGGCAUGCUGAAGAGACGGAUCAUGCCUGAGGACAUAAUCAUCAACUGUAGCAAAGAUGCCAAGGUUCCUUCUCCUCCUCCAGGACAUAAAUGGAAAGAAGUCCGACACGACAACAAGGUUACUUGGCUUGUCUCAUGGACAGAGAACAUUCAAGGUUCCAUUAAAUACAUCAUGCUGAACCCCAGUUCACGAAUCAAAGGUGAAAAAGACUGGCAGAAAUACGAAACUGCUCGGCGGCUGAAGAAGUGUGUAGAUAAGAUCCGGAACCAGUAUCGAGAAGACUGGAAGUCCAAAGAGAUGAAAGUGCGACAGAGAGCUGUAGCUCUUUACUUCAUUGACAAGCUUGCUCUGAGAGCAGGAAACGAGAAGGAGGAAGGAGAGACGGCAGACACUGUAGGCUGCUGCUCGCUUCGCGUGGAGCACAUCAACCUGCAUCCAGAACUGGACGGCCAAGAGUAUGUGGUAGAGUUUGACUUCCUUGGGAAGGACUCAAUCAGAUAUUAUAACAAGGUCCCUGUGGAAAAGCGAGUUUUUAAGAACCUACAGUUAUUUAUGGAGAACAAGCAGCCUGAGGAUGAUCUUUUUGAUAGACUCAAUACUGGUAUUCUAAAUAAGCAUCUUCAGGAUCUUAUGGAGGGCUUGACAGCGAAGGUGUUCCGAACAUACAAUGCCUCCAUCACGCUACAGCAGCAGUUAAAAGAACUCACGGCCCCGGAUGAGAACAUCCCCGCAAAGAUCCUUUCUUACAACCGUGCCAAUCGAGCUGUUGCUGUCCUUUGUAACCAUCAGCGGGCACCACCAAAAACAUUUGAGAAGUCUAUGAUGAAUUUGCAGUCUAAGAUUGAUGCCAAGAACGAUCAGCUAGCAGAUGCCCGGAGAGAUCUGAAGAGUGCCAAGGCUGAUGCCAAGGUCAUGAAGGAUGCAAAGACCAAGAAGGUGGUAGAGUCAAAGAAAAAGGCUGUGCAGAGACUAGAGGAACAGUUGAUGAAGUUAGAAGUUCAGGCUACAGACCGAGAGGAGAAUAAACAAAUUGCCUUGGGAACCUCUAAACUCAAUUAUCUGGACCCACGGAUCUCAGUGGCUUGGUGCAAGAAGUGGGGAGUCCCGAUUGAGAAAAUUUACAACAAAACUCAGCGGGAGAAGUUUGCCUGGGCCAUCGACAUGGCUGAUGAGAACUACGAGUUUUAG